Ochotona princeps (American pika) is the source of this 2394-nucleotide messenger RNA. RefSeq names its product C-type lectin domain containing 14A (gene CLEC14A). Gene Ontology annotation, cellular component: extracellular matrix; external side of plasma membrane. The transcript has a single exon. Lineage: Eukaryota; Metazoa; Chordata; Mammalia; Lagomorpha; Ochotonidae. The coding region runs from base 530 to 1936 and encodes 468 amino acids. Gene Ontology annotation, biological process: cell migration. Gene Ontology annotation, molecular function: extracellular matrix protein binding; extracellular matrix binding. The record is from RefSeq and is a predicted model, not a curated record.
UCUGCGAAUGAUGCUGACGCCAAUUCCAGGACUCCGGACAGAAACACAAUGGGCGGGCGUGGGCGCCUGAUCCUUCCUGCCAGCAUCCAGCACUUGUGUUUGGGAUCUGAGGUGCUGCCGCUCUUUGGGCGGGAAAAGCGAGCCACUCCACCCCAGUAGUCACUUUCUGUUUCUCCUGUUCUAAGCGGGGGGUGGGGUGAGGGGUGGGCGGUUCUUGACCUUCUGGUCCACUGUGUUUCUUGUGCCCUGGCGCCAGCUGUGUCCCUGACCCCAGAAUAAAUCAGGGCUGCACCGGGCCUGGCAGAGCUCCCGAUACAUUUCCUGUCACGGCCUAAGGGAGACUGUUGACCGCUGCGACUCUUGUUUGGGAUUGUUGGCGGAUAGGGGGCCCGGAGGAGGGAGGGGAGAGAGGACUGGGUGGAGGCUGGCAGCUGUGGAGGGAGGGCGGUGACCGGGCUCGGAGGCAGUGCUGCGCCCUCGGGCGGGACAGACCCAAGUUAGGAGCAGCUGCAGGCACCGAGCCUCGAACAUGAGACUAGCGCUCGCCCUGUGCUUGCUGGGGCAGGUUCUUUGGUUUGGGACAGGCGCGGGCGAGCACCCCCCCGCGGAUCGAGCAGGGUGCUUGGCGUCGGGGGCCUGCUACAGCCUGCACCACUCGACCAUGAAGAGGGAGGCGGCCGAAGAGGCCUGCAGCCUGCGCGGUGGGGCGCUCAGCACCGUGCAAGGGGGCGCCGAGCUGCGCGCGGUGCUGGCUCUGCUGCGGGCAGGCCCGGGACCCGGAGGGGGCUCCAGGGAUCUGGUGUUCUGGGUGGCGCUGCAGCGAGAGCGUUCCCACUGCACCCUGGAGAAUGAGCCAUUACGGGGCUUCUCCUGGAUGUCCCCCGACGCCAGUGGGGCCGAGAACGACACGCUGCCAUGGGUAGAGGAGCCGCAGAGCUCCUGCACGGCGCGCAAGUGCGCUGGACUCCAGACCACCGGGGGAGUUGAGCCCGCGGGCUGGAAGGAGAUGCGGUGCGGCCAACGUGCCAAUGGCUACCUGUGCAAGUACCAAUUUGAGGCCUUGUGUUCCGCGCCACGCCUUGGGGCCGCCUUUAACUUGAGUUACCGCGCACCAUUCCAAAUGCAAAGCACUGCGCUGGACUUCAGUCCUCCUGGGACCAAGGUGAGUGCAUUCUGCCCUGGGCAGCUCUCUGUCUCAGCCACUUGCCUCGUGGAUGAAACGGGCACACACUGGGAUGGGCUACCCCUGGAGGCCAUGCUCUGUCCUUGUCCUGGGCCUUAUCUCCGUGCUGGCAAAUGUGUGGAGCUCUCUGACUGCCUUGAUGACUCCGGAGGCUUUGCCUGCGAAUGUGCUCCCGGCUUCCAUCUGGGGACAGACAGACUCUCUUGCGUGACCAACGGCGAUGUUCAGACAGAACAUAGGGGGACUAACGUGUCCACCAAGCGCCCGCCCCGUGUGCCUGGACCAAGCAGUUCAGCAACGUCUACUCCUGGGAUUCUUCACGGGGAAGCACUGAGCACCAUGCCCACCUUCCAAAUGUCCCCUCAAACCAAAGCAGAGAACACCACCACCCCAGCCGGAAGUAUUGUCCGUAUUAUCCCCAUUAAUUCUACGUCUUCCUCUGCCAUUCCGACUGCUUGGGACUCCUCCACCGUGGUCUUCAUUCUCGUGAGCAUAGCAGUGGUAGUGCUGGUGAUCCUGACCAUGACGGUGCUGGGACUUUUCAAACUCUGCUUUCACAAGAGCCCUUCCUCCAGGCCCGUGAAGGGGCCUUUGUCCCUACAGGGUGUGGAGAGUAGUACUGAAGCUCAUUCACCUUCCAGUUCUGCACCUUGCACGGACAACGGGGUGAAGGCCGGGGACUGCGGUCUGCGGGACAGGGCAGGGGACGCCUCCCUGGUGGAGUCCUGUCUUGGCUCUGGUAGUGAUAUAUAGGGAAACAAGAUGUGGGCACUCCUGGACAACACAACUGUUCACUUUCAAUGAAAGGGAAGCCGGAGAGGAAUUUGUGAGUGACGAUUCCUACAAAAAUCCCCUUUCCUCUGAAUUCCCUAGGCUCUCCUGGGGAGCAAAAACUGAACUGCACAUUCUUCCCGAAAGGUGGAAGAGGUGGAAGUGCCUUAGGGUGGUACUGGGCAGAAUGGCAGAGUGGGAGGUGCGAAGGUAUGCUGGGAGGAGGUAGUUUCUCUUGCUUAUUCUGGGAAAUUUGAAGAGGUUAUUGGACAUUUAAGACACUGGAAGCAAAUAGAAAACAAUGCAAGAUUUUUAAAUGUCUAUUUUUACAAAGACAAGAAGGAUCUUUCAGUUUAUAUUGUCCAAGUUGGAAGUAUAUUGGUUUGAAAAUCCCAAGCCAAAAAAAUAUAUGUAAAUAAAUAAAGCAUUGUUAACCUAGA